Adelges cooleyi (spruce gall adelgid) is the source of this 1072-nucleotide messenger RNA. Its product is annotated as alpha-ketoglutarate-dependent dioxygenase alkB homolog 6. Bases 128 to 847 code for a protein of 239 amino acids. NCBI's taxonomy places the organism in Eukaryota, Metazoa, Arthropoda, Insecta, Hemiptera, Adelgidae. The transcript has 6 exons. The record is from RefSeq and is a predicted model, not a curated record.
CUAUGUAAAAAGAAUGAAUAAAUAAAAAAAGUUUACACUUAAAUGUUAAAUCUUUAAACUAGCAUCAAGUAGAUCGAGUACUUGCGUUUUAAAAUCAAAAUAAGAGUAUUAACAUAUUGUUUUUGAAAUGGCUAUUGUUAAUUUGAAAAACCACAAAUUAUGUAAUGCUUGCGAUAGUGCCUAUUACAUGCCAAAUUUCUUAACCGAAGAACAAGAAAGUUAUAUCGUGGAAAAAGUAAAUUCAGCCCCCAAGCCUAAGUGGAUUCAGUUGAAAAAUAGAAGACUCCAAAAUUGGGGUGGUAUACCUCACGCUAAGGGACUGAUACCAGAAAAAAUCCCAGACUGGUUAAACGGAUUUGUCAAACAAAUCGAUAGACUUGGUGUGUUUCCCUCGACCAAUCAACCGAACCAUGUUUUAGUAAAUGAAUAUUUACCUGGCCAAGGAAUUAUGCCUCAUUUGGACGGAAGUCUAUUUUAUCCAACAGUUACAACAAUCAGUUGUGGAUCUCACACCAUCCUCAAUUUUUACGCUGCACCAAAGCAAGAUGGAGGAAAUGGUACAUUGUUAAAUAAAAAAGUGUACAGUAUAUAUUUAGAAAGAAGAAGUCUGCUCAUUUUGCGAGAAAGUAUGUACAAUGAUUAUCUGCACGGCAUUGAAGAGAUCAAAGAAGAUAUAGUGGAUGAAACACUUUUGAAUAUCAAGUCUUGUGGGUUGGACACUAAAAAAGGAAAAAUAAUAUUGCCAAGGGAUACACGCAUAUCUUUGACGGUUAGAAAUGUGCCCAAGGUGGCCAAACUUAAUUUGAACAAUCUGUUAAAAAAUAACAGCAAUACCGAAAAACACUAACACAAAUAUUUUGCGUACAUAUUAGGCAUUUGAAAUAAAAAAAAUAUUGAUACAUUUACAAACAACAUCAAAGCAAGUUAACGCUGAGACCAGAACACUACAAUUCUUGGUUAUUUACAGCACUCGCGCACACAAAAAGUCUUAUGACAAUAAAAGUAAUUAAUAAUUAAUAAAAAAAAAUAUAUACAAUUGAAAGUAUAUGGCAAACCCACGUCGCUCAAAAUA